AUAUGCAUGUUCAACCAGAAAAGAAAAUGGCGACGUGAAAUCUUGUUCGGCUAGACAACAAAACGCUAUUUCGUUGGAAAUUUUAGGCUAAAGCCGCAUGAAUUCAAUUAUAAAAUUAUCCAGACUUUGAGGAAGAAAUACACAGACACUAAAGCUACGAUUUGGGACUGGAUUGAAGGGAAGAGUCCAAUUACGUGGAUAUGAUCUUAACUGUGAAAAUUUUACAAACACACGGAAGAGAAUGCUGCGUAGAGGUGACGGCAACGGAGCCCAUUCUCUCUGUCAAACGGAUGGUUGCCAAAGAAUUAGAUGUCCCAGUCCACCAACAAAGACUUGUCUUCAAAGGAAAAACGUUAUCUGAUGGCCAGUGCUUGUGUGACUACAACAUUGGCCCAGACACCAAGAUACACCUAGUCAUACGCAGACCAGACGCCUCUGAAGACCUGACCAGCCCCUCCAGAAUAGGGAAAGGCACAGCAUUGUGGGAAGAGUUACAGAAAUUACUCCGGAAGCAUUUCACCUCAGAAGAUGCAGAAAAGGUUCUGGAACAAUUUAAGAAGGAGUUCUCUACAAACAUUGCCAGUCUCAGCCUGGACGACAUCGAGAGGAUAGCCAUGUCUAAGCUUGGAGUGUACCCAGAUGGCAGUGAGGCAGGUCCCUCAACGAGCUAAGGGUCACGGCCAUCCGGCUUGUCUCUCUUUGCCUGCAGUUGCCCAUCUGCAAAUGCUUGUCAUUCUGCAAAUGCCUGUUUUGGCUCCCUUGAGAAAACGACUUUUAGGUGGAUUCGAACCCUGGACCACUUGCACUCCGCAUCAGAUGAGCUGGCGUAAGAGGCAACAGUGAUUUCCCCCCCCCCCCGGUUUAUGAGGAAAGCUGUGUAAUAGUGAUUCUUGCUUGGUUUCCUUGAACCACUAUUUUUCUUUAGUUGCAUAAUAAAUUCCAUCAAUGCCUUCAGUUUGCUUCCCACUUUAGCAUAAUUUUCCUGUCAAUUCUCUGCAAUUAAUUUAACUUCUGAUUAGCAGCAGUAACAAUGCCGUUUACAUGUCAUAUUUACUUUUUCCCCAUGUUUUUGAAGAUCCGCCGUGGGGAAAUUCCAUCCUUUGUUUCCUUCACUCAUUUUGGGUCACAUGACUCUGAGACUAACCAGUCAAGUAUCACAUUAGUUGCAUUCUUUUGAAAAGUAAUGCAAAUGUUCUAAUACAGAAAAUGAAAUACAUGCAACUGUUGAGCCCAUUGCAAGUCAAGUAGAGUUCAAAUCCACUGACAUUCAGUGACUAUUUCAUGUAUGUAUUUUCAUUAGAAUUAAAUCAAUAUCAAUCAAUCCCAGGCUCAAUAUUCAAAAGCCCAUGGAGGUAUUAGCCUCAAGUGCAUUUAAUGAAAGACGUUAAAGGAAUCUUCAGGUCAGGGGACCAGACUGCAAAAGUGAGAGGUUGGGAAACCAGUCUAGCGCAAGAUUUUACCUCACUGGUUCACCUGCUUUGUUAUUACCAUUUCAGAAUAAUUUGAUGUGGCCUGCUCUCAUAGUAAUGAAGACUUGGUCACUUCAUAUUUUCAACUUUGCAGUUAUAGUGCAUGUUGGUGACAUGUAUAUAAGGACUUCUGUUAACAUCUUAAUUAUUGAAUGCAAAAACUGAAACAAGGGGACAAAAUGUCGUGAGAGUUUUGCCAAAUUGCAGAGCGGCAAAGGUGGAUUCGACGCUUGUGAAGCAAAAGGUGGAUGGUUGUCUCUGAACCGUGUAGUGUUGAGAUCAAAUCAACAUGGAUCCCCAUUGGUGCUCGUGCGGUUCAUGUGAUGAGAUGAUGUACAUAUUGGAGCUGCUUUUGGGGAUGCCCCGUUGUGGAGAAAAAUUAGGUGAAAAAGAUUGGUUACGAAUUCAGGCUGGUAUGGUGUUGUAGUUCACUCUGUCAGGACGGUCGUUUCGUCUGAUGGACUUGGCCAUAAAGGGUCGAAUGGAUCGAUUACUUUUUAACACCGAUGCAAACCAAAAGAUCGAAAGAACUAGUAAGAGGCCUAUGUACAUGUACAUCACAUGAGGACUGUAUUGUUAAGCGUUCGUUUUUUGUCAUUUGAAAUUUGAUUAACUUUUGAAAAUCGUAGUGAUAUGUUUUCGUUGUCGAUCGAUUUUUGUUUUUUCUUUUGUAUAAAAAUAAGAUCUCUUAAAAUAAAAAGAAAAAUCACU
This is a messenger RNA of Acanthaster planci (crown-of-thorns starfish), 2180 nucleotides long. RefSeq names its product ubiquitin-like protein 4A-B. Gene Ontology annotation, molecular function: protein-folding chaperone binding. Gene Ontology annotation, biological process: post-translational protein targeting to endoplasmic reticulum membrane; tail-anchored membrane protein insertion into ER membrane. Gene Ontology annotation, cellular component: BAT3 complex. Lineage: Eukaryota; Metazoa; Echinodermata; Asteroidea; Valvatida; Acanthasteridae. The record is from RefSeq and is a predicted model, not a curated record.